AUGAUCUCCAGGUAAUUCUACACUAAUUUAAGUAUUGAAUUGACUUGGUUAAUUCUGUUACAUUUCAGCAGCAUUAGAGGAAGUAGUUCUGUUACCAUAGCAGCCACUACAGUAUUUAAAGUUCCUGUGGGAGAGGAGGAGUGUACAGUCUUUGAAAACAAAUAAGAGAGCCUUUAAAACAUGUAAAGGCUGGUGUUUAGAUAAAACUUGAGUUAUGACGCAACGUAGCAGUGAAACGUCAUCCGCGUGAGUAGACGCAUGUGACGUAGUAUCAGUGCGGGAAUCCAGGGAACUUGUUUCACAGCGAAAUGGAUGUGCGCGUCGCUUCACUGCAGAGAAAUAUUGACUUCUUACAAAAGCAGCACAAAGAAACUUUGGAGAAAUUACACGGGGAAAUAGAUAUUUUAAAGCGGGAAAAUAAAGAGUUGCAGUAUAAGCUGAUAAUGGAGCUUCCGAAGUCCAGCAGUAAAGCAUCCAGACGUAGAAUCAGUAAGCACCAUACAGGAAGAAACAAGUUCCAGACAGAGAGAAGGAACUAUCUGGAACAUACUUUGGAGGAAACCUGCUCACCACAAGCCACAGAGAUCAGCAGUUGUGUACAAUGUAGAGAAACCAGGUCAAAUUCCCUCACGGCUGACAGAAUAGAAGGUCCUUCAGAACCCAAAGCAGGGUUCAUCACUUCUCUACAGCCUCUGAUGAUCCAGUGUAGUAUAUCUCAGGUCCCUCGAGCUCCAACCAUACAGGAAUGCGAGGUCAUCAUACGCCAGCUGUACAAUGCCAACAGCCUGCAGUCCCAGGAGAUCCUGCGUGUGAAAGCGGUUCUCAAAGACAUUGUAUUCAACAAGAAAAUAACUGCAGAGAAUUACAUUUUGACCAAGGCUUUUCUUGCCGAUGGUAAAAGAGCUGACAAUUCAGACACAUUUCCUCAGCUUUCUCUCCAAACACUGCCUAAAGGACUACCUGUGUCUCAGGCUAGUAAAGCAGAGAAGGUGAUCCUCCCUGCCCUCAAACAGACCCUCAAUAACAUAGCAGACAGACACAGGAGGACUCAAGCUGUGCAGAGACGUCGUCUACAGAGCACUAUGCGCUGACGGACCAGUCAUGUG
This is a messenger RNA of Labeo rohita (rohu), 1106 nucleotides long. RefSeq lists its product as uncharacterized. The transcript has 7 exons. The coding region runs from base 309 to 1091 and encodes 260 amino acids. The record is from RefSeq and is a predicted model, not a curated record. Lineage: Eukaryota; Metazoa; Chordata; Actinopteri; Cypriniformes; Cyprinidae.